AUGAAGGAUAUUAGUGAUCUUAAAGCACCUGGUUAUGAUGGGUUUAAUGCUUUAUUUUUCAAGAAGACUUGGCAGAUUGUAGGUGAGGAUAUAACAAUGGCAGUGAUGGAAUUCUUUGAAACAGCACAUAUGCAUAAACCUAUCAACUGUACAGCAAUAACCUUAGUGCCUAAAGUCAGAAAUCCUGUGAGUGUUAAAGAAUAUAGACCUAUCUCAUGCUGCACAGUUCUAUACAAGGUGAUCUCCAAGGUUAUAACCAAGAGAUUGCAGAAAGUUAUGGAUGAUUUAGUUGACAACACACAGUCAGCUUUUGUGCCUGGAAGAGUGAUAACUGAUAACAUAAUUCUAAGCCAUGAACUAGUGAAAGGCUAUGGAAGGAGAGGAGUAUCACCCAGAUAUAUGAUGAAACUAGAUAUGCAGAAAGCCUAUGACUCAAUUGAUUGGCCAUUCAUGGAACAAGUUCUGAAUGCACUGACUUUCCCAGACAAAUUUGUGAAAUGGAUUAUGACAUGCAUGGAGACUGUCACUUAUACUGUGAUGAUAAAUGGAAACCUGACAAAACCAUUUGAUGCCAAGAAGGGGUUAAGGCAAGAAGACCCUAUGUCUCCAUUUUUGUUUGUGCUGGCAAUGGAGUACUUAACAAGAAGCCUCAAAACACCGAACCAGAUCCCAGAUUUCAACUACCAUCCCAAGUGUGCAAAGAUGAAAAUCUUGCAGCUUGGAUUUGCUGAUGACCUUUUAUUGUUUUGCAGGGGUGAUAUAGGUUCAAUAAAGCUUUUGUUCCAAUGCUUCAUGGAGUUCUCAAAUGCUUCUGGACUGGUGAUCAAUAAACACAAAAGUUCUAUCUUCUUUGGUGGAGUAUCACAAGCUGAUCAGGAGGGAAUCCUAGAGUUUCCAGGAAUUCAAAAGGGUGAGCUACCAGUAAGAGUCCAACUGAUAAAGAGUGUGCUGUUUUCUAUACAGACAUACUGGGCACAGAUCUUUGUAUUGCCUAAAAAGAUCACAAAGUUAAUUGAAGCAAUGUGUAGAAGUUUUUUGUGGACAGGAGAUGGAAGUAUAUCAAAAAAGGCUCUACUGGCAUGGGAGAAACUAUGUGGAACAAGUCUGCCAUCUGCAAACAAUUCUGGAAUUUGUGCAAGGAGAAAAAGAAACUGUGGAUACACAGCUAUUACAUCAAAGGAAGGCCUCAUAUGGGAUGUUCAACUGAAACAAGCAUCUUGGUUGGUAAAUAAUAUCAUAAAAGCAAAGGAGACAUUCAUGGAGGCAGGGCUCAGCUAUGAAGAUAUCAUGAAUAUGCAAAGCUGCUCAAUUAAAAACAUAUAUCACAGGCUGCGUGGAAGAUUUGAGAAAGUUAGUUGGAGAAGGGUAGUCUGCCAUAAUACAGGAUGCCCAAGAUGGACAUUUAUACUAACUGUGGCAGCUCAUGGGAAGCUAUACACAAAGGAUAGAUUGCAGAAGUGGGGAAUGCAGGUGGAUCGGGAAUGUGUCUUGUGCAAGCAAGCCAAUGAAACUAUACAACACUUGUUCUUUGAAUGCACAUAUGCAAAAGCAUUGUGGAGCACACUGUUAGCAUGUCAAGGAAUUAGAAGACCUGUAGCUGGUUGGGAUAAAGAACUACGAUGGGCUGAGAAGAAGACUAAAAGGAAAACAACUGCUGCAGAGUUGUACAAAAUGACAGUAGCAACAACAAUAUACCAUGUUUGGCAAGAAAGGAAUACUAGAAUUUUUCAAGCAAAUGUGACAGGUUGGGAAGCAGUUAGUAAGAAGAUCAUUCAAGAGCUACAUUGUCGAAGUACCAAACAUACAGUGGGAAUGCUACAUAGACUAGAUUGGUACCCAGUGUAA
This is a messenger RNA of Nicotiana attenuata, 1845 nucleotides long. RefSeq lists its product as uncharacterized. Bases 1 to 1845 code for a protein of 614 amino acids. Lineage: Eukaryota; Viridiplantae; Streptophyta; Magnoliopsida; Solanales; Solanaceae. The transcript is spliced from 3 exons. The record is from RefSeq and is a predicted model, not a curated record.